Plenodomus lingam JN3 is the source of this 3852-nucleotide messenger RNA. RefSeq lists its product as uncharacterized. Lineage: Eukaryota; Fungi; Ascomycota; Dothideomycetes; Pleosporales; Leptosphaeriaceae. Gene Ontology annotation, biological process: phosphatidylinositol dephosphorylation. Gene Ontology annotation, cellular component: cytoplasm; membrane. The record is from RefSeq and is a predicted model, not a curated record. Gene Ontology annotation, molecular function: phosphatidylinositol-4,5-bisphosphate 5-phosphatase activity; phosphatidylinositol-3,5-bisphosphate 5-phosphatase activity.
AUGUCCAUCCGCGUCUUGAUCAAAGACUACCCACACCGCGCAAUCGCCCUCGCGACCGCUUCACAUGCCCUCGUGCUCCGACACAGCUCCUCAUCAUCGGCAGAUCAUAAUGGCAGCGUCAAUGCCUCGUCGACCUCGCUCGGAAGCAAUGGCGCCGGCGCGGCGCGUUGCAUGGUCGAGUUCUCCAAGCUGGAAGACGUGGACCUCGAAGACUAUCGGGCACUCCAUUCUGUGAAUGCGCACGGCACAUUAGGACUGAUCACGGUAAACGGGGAUGUCUUUCUCGUUGUGGUCAAUGAUGCCAGCAAAGUGGCAACGGUACGGCCGGGCGAGACGGUGCAAAGGAUACAGUCGGUUGGCUUCUACUGCUUGACAAGCGCGAGCUACGACGCUCUGCUCAACGACGAAGUCAAUCCAUAUCCCACCGACACCAUAGACGACGAGGGAUAUGAGAUGGGUUUUGGUGGCCGCAAGGAGCAGUCGCCCCUCGAACACCCGUGUCUGGCACUCAAAAAGAUAUUGAGCAGUGGCACCUUCUACUAUAGUUCUGACUUUGACCUCACUCGGCGACUGCAGGAUCGAACAUCAGAUGCGGCCACCGUGUCUAUUGACAGUCUGGAUGCUGGCUUCUUGUGGAACUCAUACAUGAUACAGCCACUGGUUGAUUUCCGGAGUAGGCUCGCUCCGCGAGAAAAGGAGGCUUUGGAUGCAUCCGGCAUAUUGACGUCCGCCAUCCGAGGCUUUGCCCUUACCAUCACUAUCCCCAAAGCCUCAGCUCCCAUCAAAGUGGAAGGCUCAGGCAUGCCGUCAGCAAUGACGCUCAUCUCCAGAUUAUCGUGCCGAAGAGCGGGCACGAGAUUCAAUUCACGGGGUAUCGACGACGAUGGAAAUGUAGCCAACUUUGUCGAGACGGAGACAAUCUACUGGGCACCAUCCGGAACUUGUUUCUCCUACGUGCAGGUACGGGGAAGUGUGCCUGUGUUCUGGGAGCAACAGACAGGUCUUCUUCCUGGGCAGCAGAAAAUAACUAUAACACGAUCGGCAGAUGCGACACAGCCUGCUUUUGACAAACACUUUGAGAAUUUGGAAUUGAGUUAUGGCGCCAUUCAUGUUGUCAAUCUUUUGAGCAACGAGAAACCAAGCGAGGUAGACUUGUCGCAAAAGUACAAGGCACAUAUCAGAAACAGCCCACUGAAUCAAAGCGGCGAGAAAGACGAUGGCUCGCAUGAACUUCUCAGGUUGACCGAGUACGACUUUCACGCUGAGACACGGGGACCUGGUGGAUAUGAGGCUGCCAGUAUGAUUGCAAGGUGGAUACAAACCUCUGCAGAAGGUUUCAAUUACUAUCUCUCCGAAGAAACCGAGGAAAAUGUUCGGAGCAAUGGACAAGACUAUAUCGUUCGGCGGCCCAUGACGAUUCUGCAACAAGAAGGUGUUUUCCGGACGAAUUGUCUGGACUGCCUCGACCGAACGAACCUUGUUCAGACCAUCAUCAGCAAAAUGGCGCUAGAAAUCUUCUUUAGCCACAAGUCGCUUCGAGCUACUCAGGAUUUUUGGGUCAGGCACUCAAGCAUGUGGGCAGACAACGGCGACGCUCUUUCUAGGAUUUACGCGGGUACUGGCGCCCUCAAGUCAUCUUUUACACGACAUGGGAAAAUGUCGAUAGCUGGAGCUCUAGCCGAUGCCCGCAAAAGCGCCACACGGAUGUACAUCAAUAAUUUUGCUGACAAAGGACGACAAAACACGAUUGAUAUGCUCCUCGGACGUUUGGUUGGACAAGUCCCUGUACACCUUUACGACCCGCUCAAUGACUUUGUUAUGGCAGAGCUCACCAAACGAUCGGCGGAGUAUUCACAGACGGAAAUGAUCAAUAUCUUGGUAGGGACCUUCAAUCUCAAUGGCAAAACCAGUGGUUUGAAUACCGAUCUGUCACCCUGGUUGUGUCCUGAUGUCGACCCCUCGCAACAAUGUCCCGAGAUUGUAGCGGUAGGCUUCCAGGAGAUUGUGGAGCUCAGUCCUCAACAGAUCAUGUCCACAGACCCAGAUAGACGAGAAGCAUGGGAAAAGGCUGUAAAGAAGUGUCUGAAUCACAACGCGGAGAAAUAUGGGAAAGAUGAAUAUGUCAUCCUUCGGGGCGGGCAGCUAGUAGGAGCCAGUUUGUCUGUCUUCAUUCGGUCAGAUCACCUCAAACAUGUCAAGAAUGUUGAAGGCAGUCUGAAAAAGACGGGAAUGUCUGGAAUGGCAGGCAACAAGGGCGCUGUAGCCAUACGCUUUGAAUACGCCAAUACCUCCAUCUGCUUCGUUACCGCUCAUCUCGCAGCUGGCUUUGCUAAUUACGAAGAACGUAAUCGAGAUUACAAAACAAUCAGCCACGGUCUGCGGUUUCAGAGAAAUCGAUCCAUCGAAGACCAUGACAGUGUGAUUUGGCUAGGUGAUUUCAACUACCGCAUCGGCCUGAGCAAUGACAAGGUCCAGAGACUGUGCCACGUCGGUGAUCUCGAGACCUUGUACGAUAACGAUCAGUUGAACUUACAGAUGGUCGCUGGGUUGACCUUCCCUUAUUAUUCGGAAGCGCGUAUAACGUUUCCACCGACGUACAAGUAUGAUCUGAACAGUGAUCAAUACGACACUUCUGAGAAAGCACGAAUUCCCGCGUGGUGUGAUCGGGUCUUGCGCAAGGGCGACAAUAUACGGCAGAUACACUAUGAUGCUGCACCGCUCCGAUUCUCCGACCAUCGGCCUGUCUAUGCGACUUUCCAGAUACUCGUUCAGAGGGUCGACGAAAAGAAGAAGGAGGCCUUGAAAGCAGCACUAUAUAGGCAAAGAAGACAAGUUGUUGGUGACACCAGAGCCGCAGGACAUGUGGGUGAAGAUGAAUCAGAUGAUGAGGACCUGCUCGGGUAUGAUAGUAUAGAGCCAGGACUGCCACCUGCAAGCUCUGAUAGAAGGAAAUGGUGGCUUGACAAUGGGCAACCGGCAAAAGCACGCGUUCAACCGCCAUCUGAUGGCUAUCUACCAAAUCCCAAACGACCCAGCAAUCCCUUUGCACCGUCUCCAGAGCCAGACUGGGUGGAUGUGAAGAAGCUAUCGGCGAGUAACAGGCCAGAACCGCCACCAGCGCGCGGCUCGCAGCGAGCACGAACCUUUCAGUACGACGGCGCAGGCCCGGUGUCUGGCUCGACAACGAGUCUGCACCAAAGCGGGACUCCAGGAACACAGAACCCAAGAGCCCGCAAAAUGAUUGUCCCAUCCUAUCCCGGCCAACCAAAUUCCUCCCCUCAAGAUCCCCUCGACACCCUCAGACGCACCGCCUCAAACGCAUCAUCCCACUCCCUCUCCACACUGCCCUACCGCUCCUCCAACACCCUCCCACCCAACCCGCUCGACCAAUCCCCACAACAACACCAACACCAACCACAAGUCCUGCGCAAAACUCUCCCACCCCCAAUCCCCAACAAAAAACCCUCACUCCUCUCCCGCGCCAUGUCCCCGGACUUAAAACCCUCGGCUCCGGGUUCUUUUGCCCCCCUCCCAGCCUCCCAGUCUACACAGCAUCGCUACCGCGACGAUCCCCCUUUGCCAGGGUCAAAACGCAAUAUCCUUGCUCCACCCCCGCCUCUGAAUAAAAAACCUGUCCCGGGUCAGGGAUAUAAUGGUGGUGGUGUUGGUGGUGGCAGUGUCUACCCCGAAGCAGAAUUCAAACCUGCAUUGCCGCCGCGCACAGGCACGGGGUUGAGUGUUGGGAGCAGUAGAGCUGGUGGGGACGCUCCCAUGAGCAGAAAUCUUCUGGAUGAGGAGCCGGAGGAGUUGAGGAAUUUGGGUGAUUGGGAGGUUUUGAGGCCGGAGAGGUGA